UGGAAGAAAACUUCGCACAACAACGAGUUAUUUAGAGUUGGUCUCAAUACCCAAUGUUAAUAUACUAAAAUAAUCAUUUUUAAAAACUGGGCCGAAGGAAAGUUCUCUAUGUCUGUUACAAACACAGUCAUGGAGUCUUGGAAGAGUCACGUGCGGUUAGAGCUGUUUCACAGGGACUGCAGGGAGAGAGAUCCUUUCUCUGGCCUUUAUGGCAAGGUGUCCAGGCUGGAGGAGAUGCUGGACUUUCACAUGAAGCUCUGGAAGGACAUGGAUACAUUCAGGUCCAAAACCAAUAAGAGAUGUCCAGAUGAAGGUGGCACGCUUUAUCUGCGAGUGAAUGAAGUGGAGUUUCUUAAUCAGCAGCUUAAGCAGACCAUCUCAGAGCUGACCAGCAGUCUAUACCUGAAGGAGGCGGAGUUACAGUACUGUCAUUCCCAAAUUACCCGCUACAGGACAGAAGCGGUUGUGUUGGCCCAGGGAGCUUCUUCACUACAGGCAGAUCUUGCAGCAUAUGAGUAUCAACUGGAGUGUCAAUCAAAAGAACUAUCAGCCCUGAGAUUGGAGCACCAGACAGUGAAGGAGGAGCUUACUGCUGUGAACCUACAGAAAGAGCAGUUUCUAGACCGCUGGUUAGAGGAGAAAAAAGAAGAAGCCAAGAGGAUUAACAAACACAAUGCAACACAAGAAAGGUGGCAGCGUUUAGCCUGUCGACUGAAGAAGCGUUAUCGUGCCCGGUCUCGUCCACCAGCAUGUGUAGCCAACAGCACCUCAGAAAUUAAAACUAUGGAGUCUCAACAUCAACGUCUGCCUUCUUAAGACUUCUCUGUGACACAUUCUCUGUACAAUCUUGGGAAUUGUUUUAUUAUAAUCAUUUAAAGUGAUAGUUCAUCCAAAAAUGAAAAUUGUGUCAUCAAUUAACUCACCCUCUUUUAAUUUCAACCCUGUAUGACUUUCUUGCUUCCCCAUAACACAAAAGAUAUUUUGAAGAAAGUUGGUAACCAAACAGCAUCGGACCCCAGUCCAGUUAACAGCAUUUUUCAAAAUAUCUU
Messenger RNA from Triplophysa rosa, 1049 nucleotides. RefSeq lists its product as uncharacterized. The record is from RefSeq and is a predicted model, not a curated record. Bases 109 to 816 code for a protein of 235 amino acids. Gene Ontology annotation, biological process: negative stranded viral RNA replication; autophagosome assembly. NCBI's taxonomy places the organism in Eukaryota, Metazoa, Chordata, Actinopteri, Cypriniformes, Nemacheilidae. The transcript is spliced from 6 exons. Gene Ontology annotation, cellular component: autophagosome membrane.